Lucilia sericata (common green bottle fly) is the source of this 2072-nucleotide messenger RNA. RefSeq names its product cell wall protein IFF6-like. The transcript has 5 exons. Bases 1 to 1695 code for a protein of 564 amino acids. The record is from RefSeq and is a predicted model, not a curated record. NCBI's taxonomy places the organism in Eukaryota, Metazoa, Arthropoda, Insecta, Diptera, Calliphoridae.
AUGUCUUACAGAAGCAACAACUACAGAGGAGCAGAAACUACCACCGAGUCUCCUUCAACAGCAUCCCCUCCCUCAUGUCCCACGGAAUCUACAACUACUGAAGAGCCAGAAACUACCACGGAGUCUCCUUCAACAACAUCACCGCCUCCAUGUCCAACUGAAGUUAACAACUACUGUAGAGCCGAAACAAGCAGUAAGCAACAACUACUGAAAACCAAUCAACAGAAAUUUCCACAAACUUCAGAAGCUUCAACUUUAACAGAUGUUACAGCAUCCGAAGAGCCCUCAACUGAAACUUCUGUCUCCUCAGAAAUACCCAUUGAAACCACAAAAACAACUAGUUCAGAGGAAACAUCAUCAACGGAAGCCGCCUCCUCAACUGAGGCCACCACUUCUACCGAAAUUUCCUCUUCCUCAGAUUCUCCGUCUGAAACGAGCAGUGCAACUGGAACUUCAACGUACUCUACUGAGGAAAAUAUUACUACUUCUCAAGAACGUCCAGCGAUAUUUCAAGCACUUCAGAAAAAACCAAUUUCCUCCGAGGCUCCUAAUGAACGACUGAUGCAACAGAAUCUUCAACUUCCUUCUCAGAGGAAACAUCUAAAAAUCCCGAAGAAAUAUCCACAACUUCAGGAGCAGCUCUUCAACAGAAACUCCGAAGCUUCAACAUCUUGGAAAACCACAGUCACAACUGUAAUUACCACUUCCAAGGAAUUUUCAACUGAGACUUCCUCUACAUCAGAAGUUUCUGCACAAACUACUGAAUCAGGAUCCUCAACUCCUGCUACCGAGGAGACCUCUAAAAAUCCUUCUGAGACUAGUACACAAUCGACAUUGGCAUCUACAGCUGUAGGCUGUGAAGAAGGUGAUGUUGACAGCUCAUCGAAUUGUGAAUUAUAUACAGUGUAUCAAUGGUCAAGAGGUCAUUAUCAAGUGUCCCGAUGUGGGUCAACAACAUGGACGAGUAGUUCUUCUUUCCAGACCACAACUUCCCAGGAAUCUACUGGAAGCGAUACAACUGAAAAUGGUUCUUCUUCAGAAACAACUACUCCUCAGGAAUCUACAGAAAUAACUACCGAUAGAACAACUUCCAAUAGUGGUUCUACUAACGAGUCAACAACAUCGAAUGGAACAACGGAAAGUGAAACAACUUCAAAUGAAUCCACUGCAAAUGGAUCGUCCACAGAACCAAAUACAUCUAAGGGUUCGACGGAAGGUGAAACCACUACAAAUGAAUCGACUGUUAGUGAGUCGUCAUCGGAAUCAACUAGAUCUAAUGAAUCGACGGAAAGCGAUAAUAACUCCUCAACAACUUCCAAAAGUAGUUCUUCUUCUGGGACAACAACUUCUCGAGCAUCCACAGAAGGUGAGACAACCGUAAGUGACAUUACCUCUGAGUCAACCACACCUAAUGAAAACACCGAAACAACCAGCGAUAAGUCAACUACCGAACGUGAUACUACAGAAACCACAACUUCCGAAAGUGAUACUUCCUCGGCGACAACAAUUUCCCAAGGAUCUUCGGAAAGUACUUCCAAGGAUCCUCAGAAUCAACUACAAAGGCAUCAACUUCCAAAAGUGAUUCCACUACAAAUAAAGCAACUACCGAGCAUGGUUCAACAGCAGGUAAUACCACUCCCAAUGAAGCUACCGCAUCUAUUCCAAAUUCUUCUCCGCCACAACCUCAACUACUAAGGAAGCUACUGCAACGACCUUUAUAAAAACAUCUUCUGUAAUUGCAUCAACUUCUCUAAGGCCCAAUGUUUGCCUAAGCAACAGCAGGGAGUAUCAUGCGGAUCCCAGUGAUUGUAGCCGUUUCAUAGAAUGUAUAGAUGGUCUACCCAACGUUCUCAAUGUCCCGACUUACAUUAUUGGGAGGCACAGUUGGGUUCAUGCGUUAAGGGUGAUUGUCCUACAGACACAACUUUGCCAGUUUAGAAAUUAAAUCGUUUAAGGAUCGAUAUUGGGAAAGAAACUAGAGAAUAUUUAACGGAAUUGUUACUUAUUUAAAACAAUGAUUAUAAAUCGAAAGUUUAUUUUUUCAAUAAAAAAUCCCUUGAUAUAACUAAACU